Molecule: messenger RNA, 1822 nt
Organism: Musa acuminata AAA Group (dessert banana)
Lineage: Eukaryota; Viridiplantae; Streptophyta; Magnoliopsida; Zingiberales; Musaceae
Product: RING-H2 finger protein ATL54-like
Exons: 1
Coding region: 457-1572 (371 amino acids)
Biological process (GO): protein ubiquitination
Molecular function (GO): transferase activity
Source: RefSeq, a predicted model, not a curated record
CUUGAAAUGGAGAGAUAAAGCCUCUGCGCGGUCGAUAAGGAAUGCCCAAAGUUUCGUCCACUAAUUGCGGUCUACAUUUCGUGGCCCCAACUUUCUCCCAUUUUCGUACCCGUCUGACUGCACCUGGUGCAACUUGACUGGAGAGCCGAAGAGGUCCCACAAGGCAUCGUCGGGCGGGGUCCACCUCUGAUACGGGGUUGAUGAACGGGUUUGUGAGUAUUUUUGACAAAAGCUGUUUCGUACUCCACGUCUGUAAACCACCGUCGCACAGCACCGAAUAAUGCGCCACGUUUCAAAUGUGGGAUCCACUUCGUUGACUUGUGGACCGACGACUUCUUUGUUGCCGCGCACCCCCGCCCCCCUCUUCUCUGUGUCUCCGGCGGAGCUCAGGCGAUGCGGAUCACACCGUUCUCCGCACAUCAUCCUCCGUGAAAUCGCACGUAAGCUCUACCCUCGAUGACUCCCUACCGGCGGAUGCUUUCCGAUAAGGACCAUUCGAAUUAUGACAAGGAGGGCCGCGCCACUCCUCCUCCCUCUCCUCCUCCUUCUCCCUCUGCACCUCCUCUGCACGUCGACAAUCAUCAUGGCCGCCACCUAGUCAGUUUCCUUUUAAUCCCCGCCGCCAUCGCAACUGCCGCCUUACUCCUCUCCCUUACCUACUACGCCGUCCUCCGUCGCCGCCGCCGCCCCGUCCGCUCCGCUUCCUUUGUUGACCCGAAUCCCGAUGGAAACGACGAUGACACGCCCCUUGACGACGGGGAGCCGUUCCACCACGUGUGGUACAUCCGGACCGUCGGCCUUGACGAGGCCACCAUCGGAUCCAUCGCCGUGGCGGAGUAUCGGGCCGGCGACGGCCUCCUCGACGGCUCCUCCAAUUGUUCCGUGUGCCUCGGCGAGUUUCGCGACGGGGAGCUUGUCCGUCUACUCCCUAAAUGCGGGCACGCGUUCCAUGUUCCCUGCAUCGACACUUGGCUUGGCGCCCACGUCAAUUGCCCCAUUUGCCGGGCUCACAUCGUGGACCCUAACGGCGAACUCUCGCCCCCCGCCAACGCCCCCGCCGCUGGCCCCGCCCCUUCUGUCACUGCCUCCGCUGGUUCAGUGGACUUCGAUUCUGUCUUCUCUGCUCCUGCGGAGGACCCACAUAUAGGAAUUCAACCGCCGGAGGAGCAGCAGAACGGAGAAACAUCGGAGAGCAUGAUCGCAAUUGGGAUUCCGAUCAACACAUCGGAAGCGUUCCAUCCGACGCCUGGGAGUUCUGCGUCACUAGCGCAAGACGAUAAGCGGGAUUUCGGAUUGCAUCAGGUUCGGCGAUCAGUUUCGAUGGACACUCCACUGAUGAAUUCUAUCAUUGUGAGAGUCAAGCCAGAAGAAAGCAUGAUUGAUGAGGAAGGGAAAGAUGAGACCUCUGAGGAAGACACUGUCCAAAACAAUGGGGUAAAGCAGGGAAGUUCCUCCAAAGGGAUCGUUGUUCGGAAGGAACAUUCAGAUAUAGAAAGAUCGUUAUCAAGCAGUGGAAGGGGGUUCUUCUUCUCUAGACAUGGGGUUGCCAGAAUCCAUAGCAUGCCUAUGUAAUAUGAGCUCUGUUUUGGUUUGAGUCGCGAUAUCUGCGGAUUUUGAACAGGAUGUGUAGUCUCAGGAAAGUCUGGAGCUGCAUAUUUCUGUUUAGAUAAUCAUGAAUUACGAGGGAGUUUCAAAAAGGGUGCUUUCCUUGAAGGAUUUGGUUUGCAGUAAUCGAAAUAAGUGCAUCUUUGCUAUCAAAUCAGUUGGAUGCAUGAAUUAUCACUUCUUUGUUUCUCGGAUUAAUCUAUAUCCUAUUUGAUCA